GCCACUCUCAUAUUUGACUGUGACCUAGGAUUAAUAGGCGCUUGGUACAAGUUCCUUUUGAAAAUAUCUCCGCAGGGCGUUUCAUAAUUUGUCAUGUAACGUGACUUUUAAUUAUUCACAUGUUAUUUUUAAUGGUUUCCGGUGUUUUCAGUGCUCUUUUUAUAUAUUCAUGUAUUAAAUUAAUCCGCAUAGAAGGAUUCAUUUGACAGUUUGACUAUCAAUUGUACACAUUUCCCAUGAUGAGUUAUCAGUUUUUAACAAAAAAAUUUUGCAUCUCUUCAUUGUCCUUUAUUUAAACAACUUUUCAUAUGAGCUUUUAGGACGAUAAUUAUUUCAAAUGCCUUAAAUUUUUAUUUGCAAUACAUCUUAUAUGAAUAAUAAAUGUUAUAAAUGUCUGAUAGCAACAACAACAAUAACAUUUAUAACGGCAAAUAUCCACUUAUUUCGUCUCCAACUAUUUCCACUUCAGUCGGUUUAGGAAGUACUACUCAACAACAUACAUAUUCUAAUGUAAUUAAUAAUGAUCUAAACAACUGUACUGAUGAGUCUAAUUCCACUGUCAUCUCAUCUAGCACUAAUGAUAUUGGUAGACUUUUAUCAUGUAUAACUUCAAAUGGAAAUUGUUAUCCUACAUAUACUUCUACUCAUCCUACAAUUCAAACACAAUUUUCUAAUGAUGUAGAAAGUGAGAUUUCUACUCAUCACCAGCAGCAAAAACAAGAAUCACCCGGUGGAAAUAAUUCAUCUACAAAUUUAUGUGGUUUUAGAAUUAAAUGUGAAGCUGAUAGUGGUUUUUCGCCGAUUGGGAAUUUGUCUGGACAAUCUGCGCCAAUCUCUAAGUCAUCGUACGAGAUGAUGUGUAACAGUAAAUCGACCGCCACUAACUCUACGUUAGAAUCUUUCUCAGGGAAAACUGAAUCAUUUGAGGAACAUGAAAUAGUUGAUGAUCAAUUUAUUGAAAAUCGGAAACUUGUCGAAACGUGUGGAUCUUUACGAGCACAUCCACAAAGCAAUAAGACUAAUAGCAAUAAUGAUACAAAUGAAUCUAUUUCAUCUCAAUCAACAAGAUAUAUAUCAUGUUCAUCAGUGGAUCAACUUACACUACCUCAGACUAAUUUAAGUAAUCAUUUUCAUUCAGAUAAUAUUCUUAAUCCAGGAUGUAAUAACCGUAUAUUAAACAAUUCUCCAGUUCGUAUUGUAUCUCAGGGUCGACUAGAUAAUGAUAACGCAAGUGUUAACUCUUCAUCAGACUUUACAGCUGAUGCGCUUACUUUCAUUGAUACAUCAUCAACAUGUAUAAAUACAUUUGAUACAAAUGAACGUAUGCUUACGGGAACACCUGAUUUUUCUUGUUUCUUUCCUAAUACAUUAUGUGAUCCGCUGACUAAACGUUUUACAUCUAAUGGUCAUACACCAUGCGCUGGUUUUCCUGUAACUAAUCAGGCCGAUUCAAAGGUUCUAAUAGGUCUCAGUCCUCUAUCGAAAUCGCAUCGUUUAUGUUAUCCAUAUGAUGCAUAUGAACCACUGAAAAGUGAUUUCAAAGAACACUCAAAUAUAAAUAACAAUAAUACUGUUGAUAGAGCUCAACCGAAUUCUUCACCGAAUAGACUUAAAAAUAUACUAAACAGUACAGUAUAUGAUCGUACUGGUAGUAACAAUGGGUCUAAUUCAGUUACAACGCCUAUAACUUGUAAUAAUGAUGAAGCGGUGAACUUGAUUACUGACUCUGGUCAAAAGAGUCUUGUAAAUUGUAACGAAGUUCAAUUACCAGGAUUCAGUAGUCCUGAAUCAGCUUUCUAUCAAUAUCAAAAUAAAAUGGAGGGGCAAAGAUGUCAAGUGUGUGGUGAGUUGGCAGCCGGUUUCCAUCAUGGAGCAUAUGUAUGUGAAGCUUGCAAAAAAUUUUUCAUGCGUCAUUCGAUGGCUGAUACAAAACCGACAAACGUCUGUCCAACUGGUGGCAACUGUAUAGUGGCUAAAGGUAGUCGUGGGAAAUGUCAAAUUUGUCGUUACCGUAAAUGUUUACUUGUUGGGAUGAAAAUGAAAGAUCCAGAAACUCAAUCAGAAAUCGAUAUUUCUAAUAUUCCUUGUCGAGUGUGUGGCGGUAGAUCGUCUGGAUUUCAUUUUGGUGCAUUAACAUGUGAAGGAUGUAAAGGUUUCUUUCGUCGUACGGAAGGAUCAUCUAAUUCAUUAGUUUGUGUAGGUGGUCAAAAUGCUUGUACUAUAACACCUCGAAGUAGAAAUGCUUGUAAAAGUUGUCGUUUUCGUCGAUGUUUAGCAGCAGGAAUGUCUAAAAAAGGUAGCCGAAUUGGUCGUCAACCGAAUGCAGUCAAAUUUCAUUGUGCCAUUGAAAUUAAACAACUACAGGCUAUUCGUGGUAAUUCAUCUAGUUCAACAGGCGGAUUAUCACCGAGUCAAAGUUCCACAGGUUGUCCUCCAUAUAGUCAAUAUAAUCUUAGUGGAGUUGGUGGAAUUAGGAGUGGUAGUAGUGAUGCAUUAACUUCGUCCAUAAAUCAUUAUCGACAUAUAAGUCGAAGUGAUAAUGAUAAUAAUGGUGAUAAGAUGAGUCCUAAUUACAGUUCAACUGCAAUAAAUCCGAUAAAUUCUUCAUUGAAACAAGACAAUUUAUUAAUUUCGAGUGAUUGUAAGCCAACACAACCACCCUUAUCUUUAUUAUUCUUCUUACCGCCGAAUUCUAUGUCAAAUCAUCAUCAAUUAACAACAUUAAAUGAUUCGAAGUGUGCACAAUUAUCAUCUGCUUGUUAUUCAAAUAAUCAUGAUAGUGUUGAACAGGAUGAUGUUGAUAAUGAUGAUAAUGACGGCGACGAUGAUGAUAUUGAUGAUGAUGAUGAAAUGCAAUCAAUUAAAUCUGAUUACAAUCUGGAAUCUGAUACAUCUUCUCUAUCGACUAAUUUAAAAUUGCAAAUGUAUAAACAUAUGCAUAUGCGAUCAUCACCACUUAACGAUUCUUCCCAAUUGGUUCGUCAUUAUUCCAAUGGAUCAUCUAGUGUAUAUGACGCUUUAGAACGACAUGCUUUGGAUCGUACCGGUGAAUCUAUCACAUUUAAUGAUGAUAGAAAUGAUUCACACCCCAUAUGUAGUAGUUCCAAUAACGGUAAUGAAAGUAGUAUUGAUCAAAACUCAGGUUACAAAACAGUCAAAUCUAUUCCGCUGCAUCAAUCACCUAUUUCAGAUUCAUCAUCGGCUACAUUUUGUGCAUCUCGUUUGCUUAAUAAUAAAAGAUUAUUAUCCUUUUAUUCUCAGGAACAUCAAUUACAAUCAUUAUCAUCUCAAUCCAGUAUCAAUUGUUCUCUGUCAUCUACCUCUCCUACUCCUACUACUACUUCCUUGUGUUCUUCUCAACGUUCCUCUUCACCUUUUUCACUAAUCUCUUCAAAUCUGUCUCAGGUGCAGACAUGUAUAUCCACUAUACCGAAUUCAGAUAAUGAACGUGUUAAUAAAGUGAAAUUAUCUACCUCCAGCUUUUCAAACUCAACUAUCAAUACUACUGCAUGUAAUAGUACUACUACUACUCCUACACUGACAACCGUUAAUACAAAUAUAUCAUCAAACACAACAGUGGCAAAUAAUACAACUGCCAAUCGUCACAAUUUCAUAAGUUUCGAUGAUCCGUCAUUUUGGGAAGACGUAGAAGAUACUUUACCAUCAAUCAAUGUAACUUCUGAAGCUGUUUCACAAUUCACUGAUGGCAUGCGUACAGCUACUGAAUUUCUACGAUUACCAAAUGCAUACUUUAAAACACGUUUCCGUAUGACAUCGAUACCACCGGAACAUCAAGAUAAUAUUAAUCAAGUAUGGGGUCAUAUGAUGAAUCAUUUCCAUAUGCACGCUCAACAGGUUGUACAAUUCGCUAAACUUGUACCCGGUUUCAAUCAGUUAGGCAUAACAGCUAGAAGCAAUCUAGUUCGCGAAGCUAUGUACUCAGUCCUAUUGCUGCUUCUUAGUCGUGAUUAUUGUCCAGAAACUGAUGAAUAUAAUUAUUUUGAUUUUCCAACAAAAGAACGUGAAGUGAUCAUGCGACAUUUCCCGACAUUUAAACGUAUUACAGAGCAUUUACGUGUUUCCGGACGAAUAAUGCACCAUUUAAAUUUGAGUUUACCGGAAUUAUCGUUAUCAUGUGCUGCAGAAAUAUUGCGAAAUUAUUGUAUACUUGAAGAGCCUACCGCAAAAAGUACAGCUGAAUUAUUUGUAUUAGCACAUCAUAGUUUGUUAAAUUGCAUGGCAAAGCACUCUGUUCCGACUGUUGCAUCAACACAACAAAGACGGACCCAGUUAUUCGCUCUUAGAAAAAUGAUACGAGUAAUGGACAAGGAACAUCAUGAAAUUUUAGCAGAUUUAAGGGUUCUCAGGUCUGAUCUUCGGUUCCCUGAACUAUAUGUGGAAAUGUUUCAAUUAGCUGAUAGUGCAUCAGCGCUCUUUUCCGCUUCUGCUCAAGCUGUAACACUAGCCUGUUCUGGUGUUCUACAAUCCUCAUUAGGAUCUUUUCAAAAUUCUCAGUUAGCAUCAACUUCUUUAAAUAAUAAUCAAUCUAAUUUAAAUAUAAAUAAAUCAUCUGAUUCGACAGUAAAUAAUAGUGAUUUUAUUCUAUCCGUUGAUCGAUGGGAUGCAGGUCGACUUGCUUUAACUGUUCCAGCAGCAGCCGCAGCUGCAGCUGCAGCAGUUGUUGCAUUAACUGAACAAACUUCUAUAUGUCAAAAUAAUAAUAAUAAUCAGUUAUUACUACAACCUGAUUCUCAAUUGUCUUCAGCAUGUGCAUUUCCUCAAUUCUCCAAUUCAAUUGUUGUCGGUUCAUCAUCGUUAUUGUCAACCAAUGUUAGUCUUAGUUCGUGCCAGAAACGAGCUAAAAAUGAUGUAAAUCAAUCGGAUAAUACAACAUCUACUAUUCCUGUUUUUCCUACGAAUACCAAUAAUACCAUUGCUUUUAUCACUUCACCUUCUUCUUUUAUGUUUCCUAAUCAAUUACAUCAUCCAUCUUCUUGAUAUUUAUCUGCCUCUCUCUAUCCAUCUCGUUGUACUCUCAUACAAAUAUAAAAUACCCAGUCACACUAAAUUGAUCCUGUGUGUCUUACAUUCUUAAUGGUUAUCUUUUAAAUCUAUGAAAUACAUCUUUACAUUUUUUUCGAGAUCUAUUCGUCCAUCGAUUUUUUUUUCUUCUUUUGCCCUCAAAAUAAAGAUGAUGAUGAUGAUGAUUAUGAGGCAACGCAUUACACAAUUACAUAUUGAUUAAUUUAGUUUCUAUGAGACUGUAUCUCCUGGAUUUUUCUUGUUUUGUAUUUAUGUGGAUUGUUUUUUAGCUUAUACUUUUAUUAUUUUUUUUUCUUUUCCAAAUCGAAUUUCUUUUUUCUCUCAACCUUAAACAUUAUCAUCAUUGUGUGUGUGUGUGUUGUACUUCAAUGAUUGUGUAUUAUUGAUUGUUUUUGUUGUACACUUAUUUUUUUUGUUUGUAAUAUGACACACAUACAUUGCAAUGAACCUUUCUGUAAAACAAUUAAAAUGGAAGAAAUCUAACUGAUAUAUAUAUAUAUAUAUAUAUAUAUACACACGCGCAAAAUCUACGGUAAUCAAUAAUUUAUUGUAUUUCUUUAUGGUGGUGUAACUCAGGUUAUAAUUUUCGGUCUAUUUAUUUAUUAAAUUAAUUUAAUUUAAUGAAAGGGAUUUAUAUUUUAUAUCUCUCUUACAACGCCUCUAAAAUUUACAUUGUAAAUGACAAUUUGUGUCUAUAUGUGUGUCUAUGUAUGUGUAUGCGUGUAUGUAGGUACAAGGAGAGAGAAAGUAACAACAACCACGACAAUGAAUAAUAAUAAUAAUAAUAAUAAUGAAUUUUGCCAUUAGUAUAGUGUCAUUGUGUUUUGGUUGAUUUAUAUAUAUAUAUAUUUGUUGGAAUUGUUAUUCGUCUUGAUAUUAUGGUUACAAUGUGGUGUAUACGUUUUAUUCAUUGUUUCCAUUCUAUCUUACUCAAAUUUAUUUAAAAUGAUUUCUGUUUAUUAUUCAGGGUUUUUCUUAAAGUUUCAAGCUUCUUUUUUUUCUUUUCUCAUUCUUUAUCUUCAUCUUUAUUCAAUAUUUUGUUUUUGUAUACUGCGUGCUAUAUGAAUUUUGAUUCGUUUGUGUAUUAUUUAAUUUAAGGCAUGUACCCAGUGUGUAUGUGUGUGUGUGUGUGAUGUUGUACACUUGUCAAUCCAUAUUUUAAUAAAUAUGUUCCCUUUUAUUUUUCAAUAUCACUAAUGUGUAAUUUUAUUAUUAUUAUUAUCACCAUCUCAGGGAAUAAUGAACUUUUGCUAUGACUAAUAAUAUCAAAUUUGUUAUAUAAGCAGUAAUACUACUUACAAGUCAAUGUAUAUUAUUAUUAUUAUUAUUAUUAUUAUUAUU
Messenger RNA from Schistosoma bovis, 6384 nucleotides. NCBI's taxonomy places the organism in Eukaryota, Metazoa, Platyhelminthes, Trematoda, Strigeidida, Schistosomatidae. The record is from the annotation of a GenBank genome assembly.